Messenger RNA from Leptopilina heterotoma, 3384 nucleotides. RefSeq names its product serine-aspartate repeat-containing protein F-like. The coding region runs from base 87 to 2717 and encodes 876 amino acids. The transcript is spliced from 6 exons. Lineage: Eukaryota; Metazoa; Arthropoda; Insecta; Hymenoptera; Figitidae. The record is from RefSeq and is a predicted model, not a curated record.
GUAUAUAAAGUUUCGUGUACUUAACAAAGCUUUAGUAUAAUUUAAAAUUUUGUAACGUAAUUAAAUUUUUAAGUCUUUAAACAAAUAUGUUUGGUAAAAUUAUUAUUUUAUUGUCCGUCUUAAUAGUUGUUCAAAGUGCGACUAUAAAAGAUGGAAAAAGUUCUGAAGUGGAAAAAUCGGUCAGUAAUUUGGAGAAAAGGAGUAUAGAGGACUGUCAAAAUAAUCUAGUGACAAAAGUGAAGAAUUUUUUUCACUGUUUAGGCACUGGUGUAAAAGAUGCAUUAACAAGAGUAUGCAAAUGGAUAAAAGAAAAAUGUUCAAAGCGGACACAAGCAGACACAAACAGUACAGAAGAAACGGCUGAACCUAAAGAUGACACUGACGGCAAUUCUAAAGGUUCUAAAUCUGUAAAAGCUACACCACGCAAACCAUCGAAUGGAAAUACUGGUCAGACGGUCAGUAGUACUGAACCCUCGUCAAAUGAAGAAACGUCUAGUUCAGAAGAUAGUUCCGAAGAGGAGUCAAAAUCAAAAACUGGAAAACCGUCAAAAAAUGUCUCUACUUCUAGUCCUGUUAAUGAACAAAAAACAGAACAUUCACCAGACGGUCCAACAGAAUCAUCUAAAGCUGCAGAUGCUUCAACUGAUGUUUCUACUGCUAGUACAGAGCCAGAAGCUGGUACAGACAAGUCAACUGUUGGUUCACCUGAAUCAUCAAAAACGACAUCUGCUAUUCCUGAUACUAGUACUGGAGCAGAAGCUGAAACAGAAAAGCCAACUGAAUCAUCAACUGGGGCAGAAGCUGAUACAGAAAAGCCAACUGAAUCAUCAACUAGAACAGAAGCUGAUACUGAAAAGCCAACUGAAUCAUCAACUGAUGCAAAAGCUGAUACAGAAAAGCCAACUGAAUCAUUAACUGAUUCAAAAGCUGAUACAGAAAAGCCAACUGAAUCAUCAACUGAAGCAAAAGCUGAUACAGAAAAGCCAACUGAAUCAUUAACUGAUUCAAAAGCUGAUACUGAAAAGCCAACUGAAUCAUCAAGUGCAUCAUCAACUGGGGCAAAAUCUGAUACAGAAAAGCCAACUGAAUCAUCAGCUGCGACAUCUGCUAUUCCUGAUACUAGUACUGGGGCAGAAGCUAAUACAGAAAACCCAACUGAAUCAUCAACUAGAACAGAAGCUGAUACUGAAAAGCCAACUGAAUCAUCAACUGAUGCAAAAGCUGAUACAGAAAAGCCAACUGAAUCAUUAACUGAUUCAAAAGCUGAUACAGAAAAGCCAACUGAAUCAUCAACUGAAGCAAAAGCUGAUACAGAAAAGCCAACUGAAUCAUUAACUGAUUCAAAAGCUGAUACAGAAAAGCCAACUGAAUCAUCAACUAGAACAGAAGCUGAUACUGAAAAGCCAACUGAAUCAUCAAAUGAAUCAUCAACUGGGGCAAAAGCUGAUACAGAAAAGCCAACUGAAUCAUCAGCUGCGACAUCUGCUAUUCCUGAUACUAGUACUGGGGCAGAAGCUAAUACAGAAAACCCAACUGAAUCAUCAACUAGAACAGAAGCUGAUACUGAAAAGCCAACUGAAUCAUCAACUGAUGCAAAAGCUGAUACAGAAAAGCCAACUGAAUCAUUAACUGAUUCAAAAGCUGAUACAGAAAAGCCAACUGAAUCAUCAACUGAAGCAAAAGCUGAUACAGAAAAGCCAACUGAAUCAUUAACUGAUUCAAAAGCUGAUACAGAAAAGCCAACUGAAUCAUCAACUAGAACAGAAGCUGAUACUGAAAAGCCAACUGAAUCAUCAAAUGAAUCAUCAACUGGGGCAAAAGCUGAUACAGAAAAGCCAACUGAAUCAUCAAGUGCAUCUGCUAUUCCUGAUACUAGUACUGGGCCAGAAGCUAAUACAGAAAAGCCAACUGAAUCAUCAAGUGGGACAGAAGCUGAAACAGAAACGCAAACUGAAUCAUCAACUGGUGCAAAAGCUGAUACAGAAAAGCCAACUGAAUCAUUAACUGGAGAAGAAGCUGAUACAGAAAAGCCAACUGAAUCAUCAAGUGGGACAGAAGCUGAUACAGAAAAGCCAACUGAAUCAUCAACUGAUGCAAAAGCUGAUACAGAAAAGACAACUGAAUCAUUAACUGAUUCAAAAGCUGGUACAGAAAAGCCAACUGAAUCAUCAACUGAUGCAAAAGCUGAUACAGAAAAGCCAACUGAAUCAUUAACUGAUUCAAAAGCUGAUACAGAAAAGCCAACUGAAUCAUCAACUGAUGCAAAAGCUGAUACAGAAAAGCCAACUGAAUCAUCAAGUGGGACAGAAGCUGAAACAGAAACGCAAACUGAAUCAUCAACUGGUGCAAAAGCUGAUACAGAAAAGCCAACUGAAUCAUUAACUGGAGAAGAAGCUGAUACAGAAAAGCCAACUGAAUCAUUAACUGAUUCAAAAGCUGAUACAGAAAAGCCAACUGAAUCAUCAACUGAUGCAAAAGCUGAUACAGAAAAGCCAACUGAAUCAUUAACUGGGGAAGAAGCUGAUACAGAAAAACCAACUGAAUUAUCAACUGGCAUACUUCCAAAUGCAGCUUCAUUGGUAACUAAGACAUUAAAUGAUACAAUAAAAGCCGUUAACCAGAGUUUAAGUGUUGAUGACACUACUGCUAAAAUGAACGAAGGUUCUUCGUCUACUGAAGUCCCAGUUCCUACUGAAGAUCAAAAAAAGUCUAAGUAAAAAGUUUGUUCUACAAGUUCUACUAUAGUGUUAUAAUGGUGUAAUCUAAAACUAAUAUUUUCGCUUAAGGAUUUUAGACGAUAUUCACAAAUUGUAAAGUAAGAAUAAGUGAUUGAAAUAUUUAAAUCUAUUCAUUAAUUUAUUAAACGAUGUGUAUAACUUCUAGAAACAAUAUUACAAUUGUAUUUUGCUUUUCUAGUUUCUUGUUAAUUUAAUUUCGAAUCCACUUUUGUACAUUUCGUUAAAAUUCUAUAUUUUUAAGCCUCACAAUUGUAGCUUAAUGAAUAUUUUUAAAAAAAUCGUGCUUAAAAUAAAUGUUUCAAUCUGUAAUUUGUAUCUUCUAUUGACAAUUGUUGAAAAAACAGAAAAUGGUUUUCCACAAAUAAAAUCCUUAUAAAAAGGGGUUUAAUUUAAAUUUUGUUAUUUUAUUCAAAAGUACACAAUUGUUGAAUAUUUUUAAUAGAAUUGUAUAAAUCGUUUAUUUUUCGGAUAAUAUGGUUAAUUUUCUAAUUUCUCUAAAUUUUUGUAACUAUAUCGUAAUAGGAUUAAAUUUGUCGGAACGAUGUUGUACAAUUUAAAAUUCACAUGUCGUUUAGCAGAGAAGUGAAGAGUUAGGGGGCCAAAAGAGAAAUUGCAUAAAGUGAGAGAUAAAAGAAGGGUCAAUCGU